Syngnathoides biaculeatus (alligator pipefish) is the source of this 3206-nucleotide messenger RNA. It is a transcript of the gene trpv1, whose product is annotated as transient receptor potential cation channel, subfamily V, member 1. The record is from RefSeq and is a predicted model, not a curated record. NCBI's taxonomy places the organism in Eukaryota, Metazoa, Chordata, Actinopteri, Syngnathiformes, Syngnathidae. Gene Ontology annotation, cellular component: membrane. Gene Ontology annotation, molecular function: protein binding; calcium channel activity. Gene Ontology annotation, biological process: calcium ion import across plasma membrane.
CAUGCUCAUCUUGGGACACAAGACACACUUUGCUGUCUACAGCAGACCUAAUGGUCAUCCUAUUGUUUUCUUUUAUUUAUGUGAAGACAACUAUCACCGGGAAGCUGAAUCUCAGAAGCCUGUGACCUCUGAGUUUCCGAGAUGAAGAAGUCAGAGAAACCCGCCUUCUCUCUGGAGGCCGAUGACCGGACAGACGCCGAGAAAUAUCGCGCCAAAGGACCAAAACAAGAUGUUCUAGGAUCUGUUUUAAGUGUGGGCCACGAGGCACCCAAAGCCCCCAUGGACACAGACUACCAGGAGGAAAUGGAAGAGACUGGACCUCAAAUACGAUUUAACCUCAACUUUGACAAGGGGAUCCGAGGUGUGGCUCAGGACAACACCAAGCGAGACAGUCAAACAUUCGACAUCGGCAGACUGUUCGAAGCCGCGGCCAGUGGGGACGUCACCAAGUUAGAAGGCCUGCCUCAGUAUCUGCACCGAAACAUGAAGAAACUCUCCGACUCUCUGUAUCAGUCGUAUGGUAAAACUGCCUUGAUGAAGGCCCUGCUCCACCUCAGAGACGGCAAGAACCCCAAUGUUGAAUUAUUACUCGACAUCUCACAGAGGAUGGACGACAUUAAAGAGUUUGUCAAUGCAGCGUACACCGACAGUGUCUACAAAGGCCAGACGGCACUGCACAUAGCCAUCGAGCGGAGGAGUCUGAGCUACGUCAAGCUUCUGCUCAGCAAAGGAGCAAACGUCCACGCUAAAGCCUGUGGGAAAUUCUUCCAGCCCGGUGACGACGGCCCCAGCUUCUACUUUGGUGAGCUACCUUUGUCCCUGGCAGCGUGCACCAACCAGCCCGACGUGGUGGAAUUCCUCAUGGACAACGCGUACGACCAGGCGUACGCGAACGUGGCCGACUCUCAGGGCAACACGGUGCUGCACGCCUUGGCGGUGGUGGCUGACAACACCGAGGAGAACACCGACUUAUUCAUCACCAGCAUGUACGACCGCAUCCUGACCGCCGCGGCGCGACUGAGGCCCGAAUUCAAUCUGGAGGAGAUCGAAAACAACAACGGCUUGACCCCGCUCCAACUGGCUGCCAAGACUGGCAAAAGUGGGCUUUUCGCACACAUCCUGAAGCGGGAGUUUCAGGAGAGCCACACCAAACAUCUGUCUCGCAAAUUCACAGAGUGGGUUUACGGUCCGGUCCAGAGCUCCUUGUACGACCUGGCGUCGGUGGACUCGGCGGACAGCAAUUCAGUCCUGGAGAUCCUGGUCUACGGCAGCGAUAUCCCCAACCGCCAUGAGAUGCUCCAGACGGAACCUCUGCGCCAACUCCUGGAGGACAAGUGGAAAAGGUUUGCGGGGCGAAUGUUUUGUCUCAACUUCCUGGUCUACUUUGUGUACCUGGUCAUCUUCACUGCAGUGGCCUACAACAAGAAGGACGGAAAGACACCAUUUCCUCUGGAACAUACCGCGACAGGUUACCUCUACUUUUCAGGGCAGCUCUUGAUAACGCUGGCAAACUGCUAUUUCUUCCUUAUGGGGUUUUUAGAUAUGAAGCGGAAACGACCAAAUCUGCAGACCUUGCUGAUUGAUGGAUAUUAUGACAUCCUUUUCUUUGUGCAGGCCGGCCUGUUCCUGGCCGCAGCCGUCUUCUAUGUCUGUGGGAGGCAAGAGUAUUUGGGCUUCCUGGUGCUGUGUCUUGCUCUCAGCUGGGUCAACCUGCUGUACUUUGCUAGGGGCAGUACAAUGGGCAUCUACAGCGUCAUGAUACAGAAGAUGAUCCUCAGCGAUAUCCUGCGCUUCCUGUUUGUCUACGUCGUCUUCCUCUUUGGCUUCUCGGCAGCGGUGGUCACACUGCUCGUUGAGCCCCCCGUGAAAAACACCACUGCUCAGAGGGGCCGCCUCUUCGGACCACUUUACCCCGACGCCGAGUGCGUCAAGCCCACCUUCCGGAACAUCUCCUACACCACGCUGCAGCUCUUCAAGUUUACCAUCGGCAUGGGCGACAUGGAGUUCACCGAGCACUACCAGUACAAGGAAGUCUUCUACGUGCUGCUCAUCUUUUACAUCAUCCUCACCUACAUCCUGCUGCUCAACAUGCUCAUCGCCCUCAUGAACCGCACCGUGGAGAAGAUCACCAUGGAGAGCGCGAGCAUCUGGAAGCUUCAGAGGGCAAUCACGAUCCUGGACAUGGAGAAAAGGCUCCCACUCUGUGCGAGGAAGCGGCUCCGCUCUGGGGUGGACAAAAAUCUGGGCACGCCCUCUGACCGAGAUCACCGCCGCUGUUUCAGAGUGGAGGAAGUCAACUGGAACAAAUGGAACAUCCACCUGGGUAAAAUCAAUGAGGAGCCCGGCUACUGGGAUCGAACGCGACUGCCGACGUCAGACAACCCGCCGAUUCAAACUAACCAAGGGAGGAGCCGGAGAGGCUUCUUUGCCGAGCGCAGAAAAGGGCCGCAGUCCACCGAAAUGAGCAAUUUCCCAGUGUGAGCGCGCAGGAAAUGGACUGAUUAUCAAAUGCAAAUGGUUUCUAAUUUCAGUUUGUAUGCAACAAUGCACAUCGUUAGUAAAAAUAAAUAAAAUGAUUCAUGGUAUAAGCCGCGUCAGAGAAGCAUCAGAAUGGCCUGUAGCGAGAUUGGUCACAAAGGUCCUGAGCCCACCAUCUUAAUGUGCCCCCCCUUCUGCAAGUCCCAUUGCAUCACAGACAGACAAGCUUCAUUUAGUGCCCUGGAGCAACACAUUUAGUGCAGCCACAUACAACUUGCCAUGCCAUUGUUCUUGUUUGGAAACGAAUCCACGGUAAAUCCAGACAAUGGCUCUGACACGCAUGAAAGCAUAAAUUAGAAUUUUAUUUUAUUAUUACAAUAUUACAAAAAGAGUAGCACAACUCUCACGCUCUUGCUUCGGAUCCAUCUUGAAAUAUGAUAAAAGGCUUUGGACCUUCUUCCUUUUCACAGCAAUAGAACAGGAUUGGGGGGGGGGGGCAACGACACAUAAAUAAGCAAAUCAAGUCUCAUAAAUAGUCAACUGCAAAAACUGAAGCUUUGAAACUUGAGGGGGGAAAAAUGUUAAGUUCAGUAACUACACACUCCUAAAAUAAAUUGUAUAAUUAACGUAUCGCUCCUUUUCUGGCCUCCCAUAACAAAUCUCUAAGGAAUUGCUCUGUCUAGUCAAUACAAUUUAAUUCAAAUAAAAAGGGUAGAACCCCCCCCCCC